AUGAGCUAUUUUGACGUGAGCGAGUGGAAUUUGAGUUUGAGUGGUAUUGAUAACCAAAAUAUCCGACUAUUGAUUCGACAGUUUCAGCGAACGCUCGUGGCAGUCCCGGGAUAUGGCGUUCCGAUUCUACAGUGCUUACUGCCUUUGGCAGCUCGUCACGCGACCAGUCUAGAUGCACUUCUGACGCUAGCAACCCGGUUUCGCUCCUCUCCCUUACUGCCCAGUGGCACCCAAGAGUCCGAGCCCGCCAAUUUGGGAGAUCAGAGCUCGAAUCUUGCCUCUGACAGUUACCAACAUGCCGUCAAAAAUCUGCAAGCCAAUUUGUUUCGUUUGCAGUCCGGGCAUGGAGAUAUUGAAGAGGCUAUCGCGAUCUCGAUGAUCCUCUGGAUCUCCUGCCUUCCGGGGCACGAGAUUUGGUACAUUCAUUUGCAUGGUCUGAUCGCACUUCUUGACACCACACCACUGCCUGCAUUUGAGACUCUGCUCCCUUUGUCUCUCCAGAGAUAUGCGUCGUUCGCGGCCGCACAUGCCGACAUCAAAGCCAUUACCAUUGGCAGGGCCGACCCUAGCCAGCGACUUUGGCUGAGGUGGAGGUUAUGCCCCCCAGAAGAAAUAUUAGCUUUUCCGUCUGAGGAGAAGAUGCUUUCUGGGUGGGAAAUCAGCUCUGGGUACCCGGAGACGUUGAUGACAGUCAUUGCUUUAUUAUCGGCGGUUGUGGACGACGAUCUCUCUGGCCAAAACCCCUAUCCCGUCAGUGAGGAUUAUCUCGAACAACUUACUUUUCAGACCUCUCAUUCGGCUGGUUUGAGUGUGAGUCCCAUUCCCCGACGCACCAUGCCUAUGAAUGAGCCAGAGAAAAAGUAUAUUCGUGUGAUGGAGACACUGAUUACGCGUUGGAAGUCACCUUCGAUGCCCGAUUCUAUGCCCCUGGAAACAAGUCUUGUUCUCAGCACCGCAUGGGAGGUCAUACGAAAAGCUGCAUUGAUAUAUCUAUGGCGCGGUGGCUUUGAUACCGAUCCAAUGGCCCCGUUAUCCACUGAGCAGGAACUCUUCAUCGAUCAGUAUAUCCGGGAGAUGUGCGGUGGCAUUGAGCAAAUCAUCCAAGCGGCCGAAAAGCAUCAUAUACCCCUGGCGCUCACGCUGAUAUGGCCGCUGGCGGUCAUCGGCAAUGAGGCCUCACGGUCUCCACAGCUGCAGGAUAAGAUACGGGAUUACCUCGGGCGUAUGUAUACCUACUUUCAGAUUCCCCAUCACCAGUUGCUUGGGAGCGUACUGCAGAAGUUGUGGGAGGCAGCGGUUGAACGCAACCUCAAUUUCACCACAGGUGCUCCCUUAAGUCUACAGUCUAUUUGUCUAGAGGGCAAUAUACUAGUGCCAUUGUUGUAA
This is a messenger RNA of Penicillium pulvis, 1386 nucleotides long. RefSeq lists its product as uncharacterized. Lineage: Eukaryota; Fungi; Ascomycota; Eurotiomycetes; Eurotiales; Aspergillaceae. The transcript is spliced from 2 exons. The coding region runs from base 1 to 1386 and encodes 461 amino acids. The record is from RefSeq and is a predicted model, not a curated record.